GUUUGGGAUUUACAUCUGUACUAGUGUUAUUCAUAUAUUAACCGAGACUGAACAAUGGUGUUUGCAGAAAGAUGGCUAGUGUUUAUAUCUGCAUUUCUGGCGAACUUGAUAUUGCUGGGUGUAAUUUUCUCCAUGGGGACAUUAUUGUCAGAUAUUAUGGACACAUUUAACGUAUCCCGUUCCGACGCUGCACUUGUGCAGUCUGUGAACAUUGCAGUCAGUCUUUGUUUUGGCGUCUUCCACGGAAGCUUGCUUCAUAAGUUUGGUGUACGAAAUGUUGCGUUGUGUCUUUCCUUCAUCAUAUCCAUAAAUUUUGGCAUCAGCUUUUUUGCUACGUCAAUAACAUUUCUAGUGAUAUCAAUUGGAGUAUUUGGGGGUAUUCCAGCCAGUGGUAUUUUCAUAGCAACUUCCUCUGUUGCCGGUCGUCAUUUCCAUGGCAAACAGGGACUAUUUGUCGUAUCCAUUGUCAAUGUUGGGUCAGGCCUGGGUGGAGUCAUUUUUCCUUACGUCUUAAAUUAUCUGACGGACAACUUUGGGCUACGGGGAACUUAUCUGAUUACUGGUGGGAUUUUCCUUAAUAUGAUACCGUUGUCAUUAUUAUGGAAACCUCCUAUAACAACGAAAUCGAGGCCGUCAACAAAUUUGCAAGAUUUAACUGGUGUAGAAAAUAAGGCUUAUAAGGUCAGUAGCGGUGACCUUGAUAAUAUACCAACGAACAAUAGCGAUGUUAUUGCUAUGGAAUUAAAAAAAGAAACAUUAACGUAUGUAAAAAGCGAAAUUAAUACAGACAAAGGCGGCGAAUAUACUCUUUGUACUACAAUGAAGAAACUCGUUGCAGACAAAGCUUUUAUGUGUUUUGCAUUUGGACUUGCAGCAGCUUACUCAUGUAUCACAGUAUUUUUGGUGUAUGUGGUCGACGUACUUCAGGACUCGGGGCUAUCUGAAACCAGUGCUACUCUAGGUCUACUUUUAUUGAACCUGGCAGGCAUUCUUGGACGUUUUCUCCCAGGGUCUUUGACACAACUUAAACAUAUAACUGUGUUGACAGUUCCAAAAAUUGCAUGCAUAAUGAUUAUAUUAUCCCAGCUGGGAUUAACACUACUUAAUAGUACUUAUACACAUUUCUUGUCGUGCAUAAUAGCGGGAACAGCCAUUGGAAUGUUUGUGUCUACUUUUGGUGUAGUUACUUUGAAACUGGUUGGCAUUGAGCGACAAUCAAAUGCAAUGGGACUAUGUUUAAGUCUCUCGGGGAUAACAAAUGCCAUUUUGGGACCAUUAGGAGGCUGGAUCCGAGACAAUUCAGGAUCCUAUAUGAUUCCCUUUCUACUUUCGGCCUCCAUGGAAGUCCUGGCGAUCGUUCUACUGAUUAUGGCUCAGUUUUUCCGAUCCAAAGAUCGAAAUAAAAGAGCAGUGAACAGAAAGACUCUUAACUGUUUCCCCUUAGAGAACCCCAAAUAUAUUGAGAGCCCAGAAGACGAAUGUGAACGUGUGGCCCGGAUAAGUAUAGAUGGCUCGCACGAUAUGACAGAGUGA
This is a messenger RNA of Mya arenaria, 1533 nucleotides long. RefSeq names its product monocarboxylate transporter 14-like. The record is from RefSeq and is a predicted model, not a curated record. The transcript has 7 exons. The coding region runs from base 55 to 1533 and encodes 492 amino acids. Lineage: Eukaryota; Metazoa; Mollusca; Bivalvia; Myida; Myidae. Gene Ontology annotation, molecular function: transmembrane transporter activity. Gene Ontology annotation, biological process: transmembrane transport.